Messenger RNA from Carcharodon carcharias (great white shark), 1445 nucleotides. Its product is annotated as protein phosphatase 1 regulatory subunit 27-like. The transcript has 3 exons. The record is from RefSeq and is a predicted model, not a curated record. Gene Ontology annotation, molecular function: phosphatase binding. Bases 125 to 577 code for a protein of 150 amino acids. NCBI's taxonomy places the organism in Eukaryota, Metazoa, Chordata, Chondrichthyes, Lamniformes, Lamnidae.
GGAGGGGACUGUGUGAGUUAGCACCUAGAGCGAGAGGCGUCGGGCAGCGCCGUUAUCCAGAGGGAGAAAGGGUUCUUUCCGCCCCCCCCACCCAUUUGAUCCACUUAUAACGUCAGCCUUUGCUAUGAAGUACUAUUCCGCGGUUUCCAGGUACGCGGUCCCUGCGGUCAACCUGAAGCCCGCCCGCACCGUGCAUUUCCCCAAUGACAUUGUCUUCCAGGAUCACAUUCGCCAGGGUGACCUUGAGCAAGUGGGGCGGUUCAUCAGAGCGAGAAAGGUGAAGCUGGACACUUUGUACCUGUCGGGAAUGGCAGCUUUACACGAAGCUGUCCUGUCUGGGAACUUGGAAUGUGUAAAACUGCUGAUCAAGUACGGGGCUGAUAUUCACCAGAAGGACGAGAAUGGCUGGACUGCUCUACACAUGAGCUGCAGUGAUGGGCACGUUGAGAUUGCAAAAUACCUGCUGUCUCAGGGAGCCCGAGUGGACAUGCUGAAUGAUAAUGGUGAGGCCCCCAUGGACCUGAUUGACUCUGAAGAUGUCAAGCUGCGGGCACUAUUCGAGCUCAGGGAUGGCUGAGAACACCUAACAGGAUUCCUCGAUUGAGGCAUAUUUCACCACCAGAUGGUACACUGACUGGAUCUGAAAGUGGAACUAGCCUUCAGCUCAGCUGAGGAAGUGCCAGCAUUUUUUCCAUUAACUAGAAGAGUUGCAAGUGCAGGACACUUUCUGCAGAACUUGGUCAAGGGCCUACAUAGUUCCUCUGAGUUUAUUUUCUUCUGAGUCUUGGCUUUAUGAAUAGCAUUAUUCUGGUAAAUUUUAAAUGGUGCUAUCAAGAGGUUAACUGGUGAUUUUAAAGAACUCUACAUUUCUGUUGCCAGGUGUAUUGGUGCCAGCAUUUCAACCUUCCAAUGGUAGCAUUUAGCACUGCCUGCUUUUGCCAACUCCUUGUUACGAACUGAAAGAUAACAAGUCUUACACACAUUAGCGUCUUAUUUGCUGUGAUUCCUCACCUCACCCCCUGCUUUCUACAUAUCCAGAGCCACCACAGGCUUGCUUCUAAAUAUCAUUGCGAUUAGGGCCACUUGAUUGGAAAAAAGCUCAUUACUUUAUGUCGGAGUGUGAAAUUUUGAAACUAUAGUGAGCAAUGGUCUGCUGAAUUUUAAAAACAGAAGUUACCAAUUAGAUCUGGAAUUCUCUUCCUAGGCCUCUCCUACUGUGAGAUCUGCUUUGAAACCUACCUCUUUAAUGAAGUUUUUAAUUGCCUCCCCUAAUGCAUCCCUUGUUUGACGAUAUCAACUUUGUUCUGAUUAAACCCUUAGUGCAGUGCUUAUGGGAUGCUUUAUUGUGUUAAAAGUGUUCUAUAAAUGCAGCUUCUUGUUAUAAUAUGUACUGGACCAUGUUUUGUAUAUUUAUAAAUGAAUAAAGUUCUACAUUUUGUUACUAA